Vigna radiata var. radiata (mung bean) is the source of this 1416-nucleotide messenger RNA. RefSeq names its product WAT1-related protein At4g08290. Gene Ontology annotation, cellular component: plasma membrane. NCBI's taxonomy places the organism in Eukaryota, Viridiplantae, Streptophyta, Magnoliopsida, Fabales, Fabaceae. Gene Ontology annotation, molecular function: transmembrane transporter activity. The transcript has 7 exons. Bases 59 to 1246 code for a protein of 395 amino acids. The record is from RefSeq and is a predicted model, not a curated record.
ACAUAGUCAUCAGACACAAUACUAGAAAAAAAAAAAUAGAAACCUUAUUUUGAGUGCAAUGGAAUGUUGUAAGAAGGUGUAUGAGUGGUUAUGCAAUGCAAAAGCAUAUCUCAUAAUAUUGAGCUUGCAAUUUGGGUCUGCUGGCAUGUACCUUAUCACCAUGGAUGCUCUCAACAAGGGCAUGAGCCAUUAUGUUUUUGUUGUUUAUCGCAAUAUCAUCGCCACUGUAGCUCUUGGUCCAUUCGCAUUUUUUCUUGAAAGGAAAGUUAGGCCGAAGAUGACAAUUCGGAUAUUUUCAGAGCUUAUGGCAGUGGCUUUUGUCGAGAUAAUACUUGAUCAAUGCUUCACCUUCUUGGGAAUGAAGUACACCUCAGCAUCAUUUGCAUCUGCGGUGAUGAACUCCGUACCCUCCAUUACCUUUGUACUGGCAAUCAUUUUUAGAUUGGAGCGUAUGAAGCUUAAGGAGGUUGGAUGCUUAGCCAAAAUGAUUGGCACUGUGGUUUCUCUAGGAGGCGCUUUUCUAAUGGCACUGUACAAAGGUCCUAUUCUUAAUAUUGCAGGCUCAUCAGCCACCAACGUUGGCCAGCCUGAGAAUGUCAACGACCCUUCUGGAAAUCAUUGGCUCUCUGGUGCAUGUUUUCUCCUCAUAGGCUGUGCUGGCUUCGCUGCUUUCUACAUAUUACAAACUAUAACAUUGAGAAAGUACCCAGCAGAGAUGUCCCUGGCAACUUGGGUUUGCUUUCUGGGUGCACUUCAGAGCGGUGUACUUACAAUUUUCAUGGAGCGCAAUACCCAUGUCUGGUCUCUGGGCUGGGAUUCUAGGCUUCUUGCUUAUGCAUAUUCGGGAAUAGUAACAUCAGCAAUCCAAUUUUAUGUGCAAGGCAUGGUUAUAAAAACCACAGGGCCAGUGUUUGUGACUGCAUUUAAUCCCCUGCGUAUGAUCAUAGUCACAGCAUUGGCCUGCAUAGUCCUCUCGGAGAAACUCCACCUUGGAAGCAUUAUGGGAGGAGUUGUGGUGGUAGUUGGGCUUUACCUAGUUGUGUGGGGAAAAUCUAAAGAACAGAAGAAGCAUUCGAUGCCAGCGUCCCCUGAAAAGGAGACCCUGCAACGCCAGCAACAGCUACCACUUAGUGUACUCAAAAGUGAUGACAGCAAUGAUAACAAACUUCAAAUGGUCAUAAUUGGAGACAAAAACCACAACAUGGAAGAAAGCAGAACAGUUAAUAUAGAGAACCAGCAACAGUGAGCCAUCAGUGACUAUGGUGGUAGCAGUAGUAAUAGUAAUAGUAGUACUAAAUGAUUAUUUCAUGUAUUGUGACUUGUGACUCUACUUGUUUUUGAUGAUUUUAUCCCAAUUCUGGGAUUCAUCUACUGUGUCAGUUUAUAUCUUUUCAUUUUAUAAAAAUAGCUUUCUUU